Camellia sinensis is the source of this 577-nucleotide messenger RNA. The record is from RefSeq and is a predicted model, not a curated record. Lineage: Eukaryota; Viridiplantae; Streptophyta; Magnoliopsida; Ericales; Theaceae.
CGUGGGUUUGGUCUCACCAAAAAUCAGAAAUAUUGAGAGAGAGAGAGAGAGAGAGAGAAAGAGAGAUGGGAGUGGUGAUAAUAGACGGCUCGACGGUCCGAUCCUUCGUGGAAGACGAAGAACAGUUCAAGAAUAGCGUGGACGAGCGUUUCGCAGCCGUAGAUCUGAACAGCGACGGCGUUUUGUCUCGAUUGGAGCUUCGUAAGGCGUUCGAGUCGUCUCGACUUAUAGAGACUCACUUCGGCGUGGACGUGGCUACGCCGCCGGAGGAGCUGACGAAGCUAUACGACUCCAUCUUUGACAAGUUCGACUGCGACAAGAGUGGUACGAUCGAUCUAGAGGAGUUCCGAUCGGAGAUGAAGAAGAUCAUGCUUGCCAUUGCCGAUGGUCUCGGUUCCUCUCCCAUCCAGAUGGCUCUCGAGGAUUGUUGUUGUUGUUGGAACUGAUUUCGAACCACAGCUUUAUGUGAUGGAGAGAAAACUGCUGGAGGUGCAACCUGAUCGGAAAAUCGAUUAGAUGAGACCUCUGUGGAGAAAAGCUCAUCCAGGAUUGAAGGGGUCAGGGUUUUUGACCGAAU